Messenger RNA from Xyrichtys novacula (pearly razorfish), 2591 nucleotides. The record is from the annotation of a GenBank genome assembly. Lineage: Eukaryota; Metazoa; Chordata; Actinopteri; Labriformes; Labridae.
AUGUCUUAUACUUCAAAACUUCCUGCAUCCUGGAACGACAAACCUCCGUCUCGGAAAGUGGACAUUGACCUGAGCUCACCUGGUUUGGCCGUGUUUGAGUUGGAGCGCCUGCUGUUUACUGGGAAAGCCAUUAUCAGCCAUGCAGACGAAGUUUGGCCCAGGCUUUACAUCGGGGACCAGUAAGUGACUCACUUCUGUUUUUUGGUAGAGACCUUCUGGAUCGGUCCGAUUGAUCUGAAACUCUUUCUGAAAUAUUCUGACUUUGUGAGAAAAAUGAGGCUCGGGGCACCACCGCUCAGACCUGGAUCUGGUCCACAUGUGUGAGAGAGGAACGGAUCAUAAAUCAGAUUUAAAUGCAGAGCGUGAAACUUGAACCCCCUGAAGUUACAUUCCACAUCAGGAACUUGCGUAAACUACGGCGCUGCUAUUUGGAAACUCGUCUCAGGUGUCCUGGAGAACGUGCGAACCUGUGAAGUUGAUACCGUCACCAAAGUUCCACUGAAAUAUUCUUUACAUGAAAACCUGAUCAGUGAUAUGAAAUUCACAUUUUUAUGAUUUAAAGAGAAAUGUCUCCACUAACUGAGACUAAAAUAUUAAAACCUGAAGCUGAACUUCAGACAUGAGAACAUCAGAGCAGAUACGGAGCAGCAGGUCACAGGAGGGCGUCAUCGGUUCAGUUCAAGUUCUGCUGCUGAAAUAACCGAGAACACGAACUCUUUAAACCUCAAACUGGGUUAAAAUCACACGCUCAUGUGCUCUUUGAUUCUAUCACUGUAUACCAUCAUGUUGUUUUGUCCGGUACGGCGUCUGUAUUUUUAGUUUUAUUACCUUCACUGCUUCUGAUUGGGCCUUUUAUAGAUCAGCUGAUCACAGAUAUAAGGUUGUUUGACAGACUCAAACAAAGAUGGCUGCCUCCUGAUAGUUUAGUCAGCCACCUUCAUUUCUCCCAAACUAGGGUGACCAUACGUCCUCUUAUACCGGGACAUGUCCUCUUUUUUGGGGUCUGUCAGGGGGAGUUUAUAAAACCCUUCAAAUGUCUGCGGUUUUGUAUGAAAGUUUUGAGUUUGUGUAGCGUGGACAAACUGAGUUAGAAGCGAGUAAAAAAAACUCUCGACCUGACCUGAAAAACCCUCAAAAUUUACUACUCGUAAUGUUCUCUUUUUUGGGAUUAGGAAUAUGGUCACCCUAAUUAAAAAAGCGCAAAUCUUACAGCCUUAUUCAGUUGUGCAAAAGGAAGUUGAUGCUCCAUUAGGUGGCGCUAACAGUAAGACAAAAUGAGAUAGAUCUACUCAGGCUAGGAGCGUCAUCAAACCUGUCAAAUUUGGUACAGAUCGGAGGUUUUCGAAGGUUAGUACCUUGUAUUUCCACAGGGGGGCGCUAUGACUGUAAUUGAGAAAUAAGUUAACAGAUGUUUUAGGGAUGAACCUGGAUGAUCAAACAGACUUCCUGUUUGGGUUGUCGUAAUAAAUCAGGACUAAUGAUGACCGUCUUUUUAUUUUAAAGAAACUCAAUAAUGUUAUCGUGUUAAAAAUCAAACACACAGUGAAAAGAUCGAACAUCAUCAGAGAUGAAAAAUUACUUAAAUUGUGUUCAUUAGUGAAGGUCAUGAAGUCGUGUGCUGCUCCGCCCUCGUCUUUUCUCAGCUGUAUUUUCACAAUUUUAACAUUAACGAGGUUUUUAAUGAGAAUCCAUUAGCGCAUAAAAAAACACUCGACCUGAAAAUCCCUCAACAUUUAUUACGCGGGACAGAGUCACAUGUAGUAGUAGUAAUGUAGGAUAUGCUCACCCUAUCCAAAACUAACUCCUAUAGUGUGUCGCAGAAACACACAGAGUUUGUAUGUGGAAAGUUGCCGGUCUGACGGAGCGAGUGGAUUUUACACCGAUCAGCUGUGAUUGUAAACAGAGUGAUGUUUGACUGAGCUUAGAUCCGCUCCUGUCUCCUCCUCUGUUAUUUUUCAUGGUUGACAAAACUGAGUGAAACGUGAACGAUGAUGUUUUUGGAUUAAAGUGAAUAUGACUGUUUUUCAUCGUGAGACCUGAUAACGUACAGCUUCAUCGGUUUGGUUUUGUGUCGUCUUCUCAUGGUUUUCGUGUUUUUCAGGCACAGUGCCGAGAACCCGGCUGAUCUGUCCCUGCACAGAGUCACUCACAUCCUAAAUGCAGCUCACAGUAAUCGCAGAGGACAGCCGGGCAUCUACGAGAGCAUGGGGAUCACCUACAUGGGCAUCGAGGCCCACGACUCUGUGAACUUUGACCUGAGCGUCAACUUCCAGGCAGCGGCUGAUUUUAUCCACCGAGCUCUGAGCAGAGGAGGUGAGGGACGAAAACAAACUGAGGAACCGUCUGAUCGGACUGGUCCUGAUGUCUGUCUGUGGGGUCUGUUUGUCUCCCUCUCAGGUAAAGUUCUGGUCCACUGUCAUGUCGGAGUGAGCCGCUCGGCCACUCUCGUCCUGGCGUACCUGAUGCUGAAGCAGAACCUGACCCUGGUGGAGGCCAUCUGUGCGGUGAAGGAGAACCGGGGCGUGAUCCCCAACCGAGGCUUCCUCCGACAGCUCAUCAAUCUGGACGGUCGACUCUUUGGUCCGCACUGA